Molecule: messenger RNA, 3165 nt
Organism: Fusarium sp. VM40
Lineage: Eukaryota; Fungi; Ascomycota; Sordariomycetes; Hypocreales; Nectriaceae
Source: the annotation of a GenBank genome assembly
AUGAGCAUGUCUGCCACUCGCAUCGGACAACGGCUCUGCCGUCAGUCUCGACGUUCCCCCAUCACUCUUCAACCUCGCCUCACACAAACAAUCCGUCUCAAUGGCGCAUCCCGCACAUUCUCAGCCACCGCUCGGGUCCAGGCUCCUCGCUUUGCCGACUCCCAGAGCAGCACCAAGCUGCAUGAGCACGAGCUGUUCUCGCGGAGACACAUCGGCAGCGAGUCGAGCGAGCAGACCGAGAUGCUCAAGGUUCUCGACCCCCCCGUGAGCUCCAUGGAGGAGUUCCUCGACCAGACUAUCCCCCCGCAGGUCAGGAGGAAGCAAAAGGGUCUUAACCUUGUUGAGCAGUGGUACGAGGGCGGUGCUGAGACUGAGGUCCCUGCCAAUGGCCGCACCGAGCACUACGUCCAGCAGGAGAUGCGAAAGCUCGCCAAGAACAACAAAGUCUAUGAAUCCUUCAUUGGUGCUGGCUACUACGGAACUCUAGUCCCUGCCGUGAUUCAGCGCAAUGUCCUCGAGAACCCUGCCUGGUACACCAGCUACACCCCAUACCAAGCUGAGAUCAGCCAGGGCCGUCUCCAGUCCCUCCUAAACUUCCAGACUCUCGUCACCGACUUGACCGGUCUUGACAUCGCCAAUGCCUCCGUUCUCGACGAGGCCACCGCCGCUGCCGAGGCUAUGACCAUGUCAAUGGCCAACGCCCCCAAGGGCAAGGGCCAGAAGGUCUUUGUCGUCUCCCAGGACUGCCACCCCCAGACCAUCUCUGUCCUGCAGUCCCGAGCUGAGGGCUUCAACAUCAAGCUCGUCAUUGGCGAUGUCCUCGCCGACAACUCCAAGCUCGUCCGCGAAGUCGAGGGUGACCUCAUUGGCACCCUGAUCCAGUACCCCGAUACCCACGGUGGCGUCCACGACUACCAGGCCCUCGCCGAUAUCGUCCACGAGAAGAAGGGUCUUCUCAGCGCUUCCACCGACCUGCUCGCUCUCACCAUGCUCAAGCCCCCUGGUGAGUUCGGCGCCGACAUCGCCAUUGGUAACUCCCAGCGAUUCGGUGUCCCUCUGGGUUACGGUGGUCCUCACGCUGCUUUCUUCGCUACUUCCGAGAAGUACAAGCGCAAGAUCCCUGGCCGUCUCGUCGGUGUUUCCAAGGAUCGUCUCGGCAAGCCUGCCCUGCGUCUCGCUCUCCAGACUCGUGAGCAGCACAUUCGACGUGAGAAGGCCACCAGCAACAUCUGCACGGCCCAGGCUCUUCUUGCCAACAUGUCUGCUUUCUAUGCUGUUUACCACGGUCCCAAGGGUCUUAAGACUAUUGCUCAAGAUAUCUGGAGCAAGACACGCCUGGCUCAGAGCCUUAUCCUUGAGAAGGGCGAGUUCAAGCUCCACACCGACGGUCUUCGUGAGGAUGGAUCUGUUCUCUUCGACACUGUGACCCUGAAGGGCACUCCUGAGGCUGUUGCAAAGGUUCAUGAGAAGGCUGAUUCCCAGAGCAUUAACCUUCGACGCGUUGCCGAGGACAAGGUUGGCUUCUCUCUUCACGAGGGUGUCUCGCUCGAGAGCCUCAGCAACCUUGUCAAGAUCUUUGGCGUUUCCGAGUCCGAUUUCAACGCCGCCCUUGAGUCCGACCAGGGCAAGUUCCUCAACGACGAGAUUCCCGCCUCUCUGCAGCGAAAGACCGGUUACCUUGAGCAGCCCGUCUUCAACCAGUACCACACUGAGACCGAGCUCCUACGAUACAUCUACCACCUCCAGUCCAAGGAUGUUUCCCUUGUCCACUCUAUGAUUCCUCUGGGCUCUUGCACCAUGAAGCUCAACGCCACCACCGAGAUGCUUCCCGUCUCCGACCCCGGUAUCAACAACAUCCACCCCUUCGCCCCCGUCGAGCAGGCUUCCGGCUACCAAGCUCUUAUCAGCUCUCUCGCCAAGAACUUGUCUGAGAUCACCGGCAUGGACGCUACUACUCUGCAGCCCAACUCUGGUGCCCAGGGUGAGUUCGCUGGUCUUCGCUGUAUCAAGGCCUACCACGAGGCUCGUUCUGGAGACAAGCGAAAGGUUUGCCUCAUCCCUGUUUCUGCUCACGGUACCAACCCUGCCUCCGCUGCUAUGGCCGGUAUGAAGGUCGUCACUGUUAAGUGUGACGCUAAGACUGGUAACCUGGACGUCGAGGAUCUCAAGGCCAAGUGCGUUAAGCACGCGGACGAACUUGCUGGCAUCAUGGUUACAUACCCUUCCACCUUUGGUGUCUUCGAGCCCGAGAUCAAGCAAGUCUGCGACCUGGUCCACGAGCAUGGCGGUCUCGUCUACAUGGACGGUGCCAACAUGAACGCCCAGAUUGGUCUCUGCAGCCCCGGUGACAUCGGCGCUGACGUCUGCCAUCUCAACCUCCACAAGACCUUCUGUAUUCCCCACGGUGGUGGUGGCCCUGGUGUUGGUCCUAUCGCUGUCAAGUCUCACCUUGCCCCUUACCUCCCUGGCCAUCCUGAGAUUGACCCUCAGCGCAUUGGUGGCGAGCGUGACAGCACUGCCGUUGCUCCCAUUAGCGCCGCUCCUUGGGGCAGCGCCUCUAUUCUCCCUAUCAGCCACACCUACAUCCUCAUGAUGGGUGGUGAUGGCCUCACCAAGCAGACUGGUACCGCCCUCCUCAACGCCAACUACAUCAUGUCCCGUCUCCUACCCCACUACAAGGUCGUCUACACCAACUCCAACGGCCGAUGCGCUCACGAGUUCAUCCUUGACGUCCGACCCUUCAAGGAGUCCGCCGGUGUUGAGGUUGCCGACAUUGCGAAGCGAUUGGCAGACUACGGCUUCCACUCUCCUACCAUGAGUUUCCCCGUCUCCGGAACGCUCAUGAUCGAGCCCACAGAGUCCGAGUCCCGUGCUGAACUCGACCGCUUCUGCGACGCCCUUAUCCAGAUCCGCAAGGAGAUCGCUGACGUCGAGUCUGGCAAGGUUCCCCGCACGAACAACCUCCUCACCAACUCCCCUCAUCCCCAGGAAGACCUCGUCUCCUCCGAGUGGGACCGCCCCUACACCCGUGAGGAGGCAGCCUAUCCUCUGCCCUACCUGAGGGAGAAGAAGAUGUGGCCGUCCGUGGGACGUGUGGACGAUGCCUACGGUGACACCAACCUGUUCUGCACAUGCCCCCCUGUUGAGGGAUCUGAGAACUUGUAG